UGAGCUACCUUGAUUCUAUGGAGUAAUGCUGAAAUUCCAGGAAGCGGUUAAGCAUGGUACAUCAUUUACACCUAUUUUUAUCCACUCAAAAGCACUAAUUGCAGGAAGAUACAAUAUUUAUCAAAAACUUGGACAUGGAAGUUUUGGAACCGUUUAUCUGGUUUCUGACAAGAAAGCAAAAGAGGAAGAACAGUUGAAAGUUUUGAAAGAAAUCUGUGUGGGGAAUCUUAAACCCAAUGAAACAGUUGAGGCGAAUUUGGAAGCACAAUUGUUGUCCAGGCUAGACCAUCCGGCCAUUGUUAAAUUCUAUACAAGUUUUGUUGAAGGAGGGAGUUUUUGCAUCAUUACUGAAUACUGUGAGGGUCAAGAUCUCGACUUUAAAAUUCAAGAGUACAAAAGAAGUGGCAAAGUAUUUCCUGAAAGUCAAAUAGUGAAAUGGUUUAUACAAUUAUUACUUGGAGUAAACUACUUACAUAAAAGACAAAUACUUCAUCGAGAUUUGAAAGCUAAGAAUAUUUUUUUGAAAAAUAAUCUGGUUAAAAUUGGGGACUUUGGAAUUUCUCGACUCUUGAUAGGAUCCUGUGAUUUAGCAACUACUUUUAUUGGGACACCUUUCUACAUGAGCCCAGAGGCAUUACAACACCAGGGUUAUGACACAAAAUCAGACAUUUGGUCACUUGGAUGCAUUUUGUAUGAGAUGUGUUGUUUGAACCACAUGUUUACUGGUCAUAGUUUUUUGACCGUUGUUCUGAAAAUUGUAGAGAGCAAAACACCUUCUCUUCCAGACAAUUUUCCAAGAGAACUUGAUGCUGUCUUGCAUAGAAUGCUGAAUAAGAACCCUUCACUGAGGCCAUCAGCUGCAGAGAUUUUAAAAACUUCAUACAUUGACCAUCACUUACAGAAAGAAAAAGGUACAUCUCCAAACUCUGAGGGCCAUAUCUGAAGUGCAGAAAAUGACACCUCGUGAACGAAUGCGAUUGCGGAAAUUAAAUUUAGCUGAUCAAACAGCACAGAAGCUGAAACAGUUGGCUGAAGAAAAAUAUCAAGAAAAUCUUAAAAGAAUGAAAGAACUUCGAUUCCGUAAUUUUCACCAAGUGAAUAUAGAUGUGCUUCAUGAAUCUGAUCAGCAUCAUUCAGAAUACCUCAUUAAAUCCCAGUCUGUCACGGCAUUGGAGUAUUUUUCCAUAGAAUGCAGUAACCAAAGGGACAAUGAUACAAUAGGCAGACUUAAUGAAUCUAAUCCAGCAGAGCAUGAGAUCCCAGAGGAUCCACUUACUGCAGAAGAAUAUUAUAAUGAUCCAUUUGAUUCCUGUUCAGAAACAAGCGAAGAAUCGGAUAGGGAACAGGAAGAAAAGAAUGCAUCACAGACAGACAGUGAUAUCAACGCAAUGGUCAGAUACAUGGAAAAUAUUGUAGAUAUCAAUUCUGAAGGAACUAGAAGUUUCACUGAAGUGACUCCUGUGAGAUUGAGAACUCUCAAUAAUACUAUGGCAACAACCAAGCUGAGACAUAUGAAGGAGACAGCCAUUCAAAAAUUGGGAGCAGACAUUUUUGAAAAAGUAUAUGAAUUCCUUCAACAAGCAAGAGAGAGGAAGGCAAGUGACGAUGAAGUCAAAGAAUACCUUGGAAAAUUGGUAUCUCGGGCAAGUGACUGCUUUGAGGGUGAAGAAGACAAAGAUAUGCCCAAGAACUCUAACAGAUCACAAUCCGGUGUGGAUGGAACUGGAAUAUGAAGAGGGGUCUAGGAGGUCUUGGGGGUUAAAUGAAAAUUUAUUU
Messenger RNA from Thamnophis sirtalis, 1776 nucleotides. The record is from RefSeq and is a predicted model, not a curated record. Lineage: Eukaryota; Metazoa; Chordata; Lepidosauria; Squamata; Natricidae.